Messenger RNA from Geodia barretti, 1788 nucleotides. NCBI's taxonomy places the organism in Eukaryota, Metazoa, Porifera, Demospongiae, Tetractinellida, Geodiidae. The record is from the annotation of a GenBank genome assembly.
AUGCCUAGCAUUCGCGACAUUUUCCGCAGGUUUUCACGCCAGCCCCGGGAACCGGCGCCGGCGGAGACCUACUCGGAAGCUCCCGAAGUAGCGCCUUUCACGGCUCCCAACCGGGAGCACGAAGACGAAGCUCCUCCUUCUGUUCCAGCAUCGAGCGGGUUCCCCGUCGCUCCGGCUGGUGAACCCGUGUCAUCCCAGCCCGCGUUCGACGAUCGCCCGGUUUGGGAAACAACCGUUGCGGCUUCAACCGAACCGGAGGUCAGUUUCCCAACCCCCCGCCGGCGCGAAGACGGUAAUGUCGGCGUGCUGGAACCGCCAAUGGUCGAAAUCACGGACGACGACGCCCUGGUCAACGAUCCGUUGCAGCUCACCUGUCCGUAUUGCGGCGCGGAAAAUCAGCGCGUCGGUUCCCGGUGCGCCAAUGAGCGUUGCAACCGGGUGAUUGUGCGAGUGCCUUCCUGGGCGCAACACCGUCGGCACAAUUGGUUCACACGCCGUCUCUCGUGGCGGCGCAUCAUCGGCGCCUGCGUGCUCGCGCUCUUUAUCGUUUUCGUAAUCUGGGUCAACUAUCCGUUUGCGCCCGACCCGGUGGUGUUGUUCAAAAAGACCCAAACCCAGUUGACCAUAGACGCUGGUCCCGGGUCAUGGACGGGCGUGGGGAGGGACUUACGGCACAGUCGCCGAGUUGACAUUGGUCCUCCUCCUCCUUCGGGCCAGAUCCGGUUCUGGAACUUCGACGUCCCCGGCGACCCGUUGCUGUCCGAACCGGUCGCGCAAGAUACUCACGUGUAUCUCGGUUCGUCCGAAGGCAUGUACGCUUUAUCCCAUGCGGAUCUAUCGUUUAUCGAAAAAUGGGAAGGAGACACGCCGGGUAGGAUUACCGGCGGGGCGGCGGUUAUUGGCCUGUAUCUGUUCUUCGGAAGUACCGACCAUACCGUAAGCUCAUGGAACGCGUUCGACGGCCAGGUGCGUUGGAGCUUUCCCGCCGUGGACACGGUUGAAACCGCACCUGUAGUGUCCAAUGGCCUAGUUUACAUCAGCUCAGGAGAGAGCUGGAUCUACGCCCUUGACGCCCAUAACGGAGCGUUAAUUUGGAAAAAGCAGCUGGACAGCAACGCAAGCGACGCCGCUACCAUUCACGACGGCAAGCUGUUCAUCGGGGACGAAAAGGGCGUGUUCUACAUUUUAUCCGCCCGUACCGGCCAGGAAUGGUUCCGCUUCCGGACUCCACGAGCCAUCACUGGAUCCCCGGUGGUAUCCGAAGACGGUGAACGCGCAUAUUUCACCGCCGGUGGUCAGUUGUACGCGGUGCAAGCCACACGGCGAGAAAUACCGGGCCUUUAUCAGUUCAAACAACUGUGGGCUCAGCUGUGGCUUUGGCAGGUCCCCGGCGUACCACGCCCCAAAGGCCAACAGGGCGGGCUGUGGCGUUUCACGCCGGAAAAUCCCCUCCAGGGCGUCAAGAGUAGCCCGGCUCUCGUCGACGAUGAACAAGGCGGCGUUUUGUACGUCGGCGGACACGAUCACAGCGUCUACGCCCUGGACGCCAACAACGGCGAUCUACUUUGGUCCUUCCAAACCGAGGACGACGUCUGGGCCUCGCCGCUCGUGAUAAAAAACCAUCUGAUAGUUGGCGAUGAAUCGGGGGCUUUGUAUUCCCUGGACCGGGAGACCGGACAGGAAAACUGGGUCAUGAAUCUGGGAUCGCCCAUCAAAAUCCCGCCGAUAGUCAGUAACGGGUUGUUAAUCGUACGCACCGCCGACGGGAAUGUGUAUGGCAUCGAGUAG